GUAUUAACUGAAAAUUACAAAGAACUGUGUGAAUAACAAUUCAGUGGAUAACAUAAGGAAAGAGCAUUUAUUUCAGAAGACAGGUGUCUGCCAAGGAAGGGGGGAACCUCCAUGGGAAAGGAAAAUACAGCCCCCUUCCUUCCAAAUUAUUAUAACUUUGAAAUGAAGGGGCUUUCAGGCAAGAAUAACAGUUCUUUACUAGUUUGUAUGUAUAACAAGGCAAACAAACAGCAGCAACAAGAAACAAAACCAGAAAUCCAGUAACAGCCUUCUCUUGGCUAUCAGGCACCUUCCCCUUGGAGAGUGUAUAAAAGAUUUCCUCAGUGUGGAGACAUUCACAUUGAGAGGCUUCUCUAGAAUUGAGAGAAAUUAGGAGAUUCUCUGCACACCACUGUCAUGUGUUGCUCAGCUUAUGAUACCAAAACAAGACAGAAGGUGGCAGUGAAAAAGCUCUCAAGACCUUUUCAAUCACUUAUCCAUGCCCGGAGGACCUACCGGGAGCUUCGGCUGCUUAAGCACAUGAAGCACGAGAACGUUAUAGGACUGCUUGAUGUUUUUACUCCUGCAACAUCAAUAGAAAACUUUAACGAAGUAUAUCUUGUGACAAAUUUAAUGGGUGCUGACCUGAAUAACAUUGUGAAGUGCCAGAAGUUAACAGAUGAUCAUAUACAGUUUCUCAUCUAUCAGUUACUUCGAGGUCUUAAGUAUAUUCACUCAGCUGGAAUCAUCCAUCGGGACCUGAAGCCCAGUAACCUAGCUGUGAAUGAAGACUGUGAAUUGAGGAUUUUAGACUUUGGUUUAGCUCGUCAAACUGAUGAUGAAAUGACUGGAUAUGUUGCAACAAGAUGGUACAGAGCUCCAGAAAUUAUGUUAAACUGGAUGCACUACAAUCAAACAGUUGACAUAUGGUCGGUUGGAUGUAUCAUGGCAGAGCUAUUGAAGGGAAAGGCUCUAUUUCCAGGAAAUGAUUAUAUUGAUCAACUGAAGAGAAUAAUGGAAGUUGUGGGCACACCCAGUUCGGAGCUUCUGAAGAAGAUAUCAUCAGAACAUGCAAGAAAAUACAUCGAAUCUCUUCCACAUAUGCCUCAGCAGGAUUUGAAAGCAGUGUUUCGUGGUGCCAAUCCAUUAGCUGUAGACCUUCUUGAGAAGAUGCUGAUUUUGGACAGCGAUAAGAGGAUCACUGCGUCGGAAGCGCUCGCGCAUCCCUACUUCGUGCAGUACCACGACCCGGAUGAUGAACCCGAGGCCGAGCUCUACGACGAGUCCAUAGAGAACAAGGAGCGAACCAUCGAUGAAUGGAAAGAACUUACCUAUGAAGAAGUGAAUAGCUUUAAACCACCCGACCUAAAAAUGGACAGCCUGGAGAUAGAACAGUGAAUACAGGCAGCUCUGUCUUGCCUUGCUGCACUAUGAAGACUGUUAAAAUAUAACCAUACAAUUUAACCUGUGGUCAGACAUAGAUUUUACUAUCCAAAGAUGUUGGAGGAGAUGUGGAAAAACAGAUGCAUUAAACAGAAGCCAGAUGUCUGGUUUGGGUGGGGGUGUCUUUUGCCUUGUAAUAUGAAUGUAUUCCCAAUUCACAAAGGCUGGUAAAGAACUGCUUCAUUCUGAAAAAAUUAUGCACUGAGUUCUGUCAAGCUAUGUGUUCUGCAUGUUUCAUUUUAUCAGUUGUAUUGCCAAAAUAAAGGUGACCUUUUAAAUUAAUUUUAAAAUUGUACAUUUAAAGCAUGAAUGUAUACAAACAUAAACAAGAAGUCCAUACAAGCAAUCUUUUUUUUUUUUUUGGUGGCAUUUUAUCUGUCUGUUUUCGUACUAUUUAUAGUUAGUGCCUUUAUGAAGAGAGGGCGUGGUAGUGAGAUAGACAGAAUAUGCAUAUGUAGUCAUACCUGUGGUGGUCUUACACAUGUACUGGAUGUCUCUCAAGCAAUCUUAACACCAGUUGAAAGUCAGUAAAAAUAAAUCUUUCUCUUCUCUUGCCAUUCAAGUGUGUGUUCUCAUUAUUUUCCACAUCUAUUUUUCAAUCUGCACAAUACCCAUUUGUGAGACAGUUUUCCUUCCCGGUGUAUUCCUCACCAUGCCAUUGCUGGACUGUUGGUGAAUUUGCCUGGGUUUGCAGGAAGGUGCCUUGAAGGUACUGCAGCAGAGCUCUGUAGACUUCUGCAAGCUUCAGCAAAGGCUGUCACAGAUGGCAGUGCACGAGUGCUCAGUUCAGUUCACAGCUUUGAAUUAAAUAUUCCACAUUGUCUUAUUUUUUUUCACAAAAUCCUUGGGAAAGUCAUUGGAAAUAAUUGCCAUUGGAAGACAUGACAAAACAAGGAGAGUCAAGAAUUUGAUGCAUUCUCAUUGGAGUUUCUUUUUAAGCAAAAUUUUAAGGAUUUUCUGACUCUGAAAACUUGGAAAAUUAAAUUUAAAAAUUGCAGGAUACAUCAGAUACCGAGAUUUUUUAAAGACUCAAAUUUAUCUGAUUCCUCCAUUAUACUGUAUACAGGAACAUAAUAUGCAUAAUACUGUGACAGGAAUAUCCUUUUGGCACAAGGCCUCUUGUAUUGUGUUAGCUGUGUCUUUGUACACACUUGUGAUUCACAGCUGUUUAAUGUUUAAUUUGUGUGUUGUUCUUGCUCUGUCAAAGUCUUAUUUUAGAGGUGGCUUUUUAUAAUAUUUAGGUUUUCUGAAACUUUGUCGUUAAUAUUCAAUUGUAUAGCAGUUAUAUAAGGUAAUGGAUUCUACUGCAUUUACUUUCCUCUGUAUUUUUUCUAUGUAAAAAG
Messenger RNA from Melozone crissalis (California towhee), 2765 nucleotides. It is a transcript of the gene MAPK11, whose product is annotated as mitogen-activated protein kinase 11. Gene Ontology annotation, biological process: intracellular signal transduction; protein phosphorylation. Gene Ontology annotation, molecular function: ATP binding; MAP kinase activity. Bases 397 to 1377 code for a protein of 326 amino acids. Gene Ontology annotation, cellular component: cytoplasm; nucleus. The transcript is spliced from 13 exons. NCBI's taxonomy places the organism in Eukaryota, Metazoa, Chordata, Aves, Passeriformes, Passerellidae. The record is from RefSeq and is a predicted model, not a curated record.